Molecule: messenger RNA, 1953 nt
Organism: Scleropages formosus (Asian bonytongue)
Lineage: Eukaryota; Metazoa; Chordata; Actinopteri; Osteoglossiformes; Osteoglossidae
Product: eukaryotic translation initiation factor 3 subunit J-A-like
Exons: 9
Coding region: 233-982 (249 amino acids)
Cellular component (GO): cytoplasm; eukaryotic translation initiation factor 3 complex
Molecular function (GO): translation initiation factor activity
Source: RefSeq, a predicted model, not a curated record
UAAAACAUGGUGUUCAGACGGAAUGCGGCCGAAGGACCUUGAGCCAUGAUGUUGUGUGCACAGUUGGUGGAGGACUCGCUCGGCACACUGCGAAUCGCUGUCGUGUCCCUCCGCCCACCAGCAGGGGGCGCACAAGCACCGCGGGUCACGAAUAGGGGCCUCCGCUGUAGUCGUCACGAGGGCGAGUGUCGUUCCCGCGCCGUUCGGCUCCGCUCGAGACACCACAGCCAAGAUGGCGGACGUCGACUCGUGGGAUGCGGACAACUUCGAGCCGGACGAACCGAUCCAAAAGGCGGCAGCGCUGGACAGAUGGGAAGGCGAGGACGAGGAGGAGGAUGUGAAGGAAAACUGGGAUGAUGAAGAUGAGGAUGAGAAGGCUGAAAUGAAAAAACAAGGUAAGUUGGCAGAAGUAAAAAUACCAGAGAAAAAAAAACUAAGUGAAAAAAUAAAAGCGAAAGAAAGUAUACAAAUGAAGAAACAAGAUGAGAUGAAAGAAACGGUAGCACAAUCAAAACAAGACCAAGAGCUUACACCAGAUGAAGAAUUGGCAGAAAAAGUAAGAGUAAGGAAGCUGCAGGAAGAGGCAGAUCUGGAACUGGCACAGGAGGCAUUUGGUAUAACUAAUAAUGUUACAGGAAUUGAUGCCAUGAACCCAUCCUCUAAAGAUGACUUUACAGAGUUUCAGAAGUUGCUGAAAGACAAAAUAUCUUCAUAUGAAAAAUCUGUGCAUUAUUCCAGCUUUUUGGAGUCAUUGUUUCGAGACCUAUGCCUUUCACUGGAAGUGGAAGACCUAAAGAAAAUUAGCAACUCUCUGACAGUACUACUCAGUGAAAAACAGAAGCAGGAAAAGCAAAACAAGGCAAAGAAGAAGAAAAAAGGUGUCCUUCCAGGGGGAGGCCUAAAGGCCACACUAAAGGAUGACCUGGAGGCCUAUGGGGACUUUGAUGGAGGCUAUGUGCAAGACUUUGAGGACUUCAUGUGACAAAGGCUGGACCUUGACCCACCUCAUUCCUUUCAGCCACUCAGUCUGUUCAACACUAUUGUAGGAAUACAGACCCCCUUUGUCUUUGGUCUUCAUGGGUAAAAAUGUCUUCAGAGAACUCCUCAGGCCUUUGUGUCCAUUGUGGCCCCCCUCCAAAGCUAAUGUCCUGGAGAAUAAAGAUAACUACACCUCAAAUUUCUUUAGAAAAUACUUCUAUAAAGUUUAGAUACCAUUUCUGCAGUUUACUGAAGACCUGCAUAAGUUUUUUUUGACAACAGCAUUUUUGUGUAAUUGAAUUAGACCAUCUAUGCAAAUACUUCAGCCAGAAUGUCUGCAGCUCCUAAGCAUAUUACAUUUUUGCGAUUUCUAACAUAAUGUUCCAUUCCCCCCCCCCCAAAGCUAGACUGCCAAAUUAGUUAUGAUCAUCUGAUUUUUUUCCACACAUAGCUUUUAUGCAAAGAGAAGUUGGCUGGCUAAAAUACUAACUGUAAAAACUAAAUAGGUAAAAUCAAUUACAAAUGUGAAGUAAACAUGUCAAGCCUUCCAGGAUGUUUCACAAAACACUUGUGUUGGUUCUUUGUGAGCAGAAACAAAAUUUAUCAGCAUUUACUGCUUCAAGGCAUCAAAUGUUUUCCACUAAAUAAAGGGGCUGGACAUCUUCAAAUAACUGGUUUCUUGAAAAUGGUUUCCACAGCACUGUGAUGUGCAAGUUAACGGAUUUUGGCUCAUGACUGAUGUCCCAGUGUUUUCAUUUGCGCUAUAAUACAUAUGAAACACUGGGGUUUUUAAUAUUUUAGAAGAUGCUUUAUAAGGAAUUACAAAAGCUGAGAAGUCAACAGUGCAAGUGGGCACAGUGUCUGCUGUGUUUUAUACAUAAUUUAAUUAAAUCAUUCUGCAAAAAAGCAUUUGUUUCUGUUUGCUUGUUCUGUCACUUUUGGGACCAACUGAACCGCUACGCUGAUACCCAGCUC